Amyelois transitella is the source of this 339-nucleotide messenger RNA. Its product is annotated as cuticle protein 19-like. The record is from RefSeq and is a predicted model, not a curated record. Lineage: Eukaryota; Metazoa; Arthropoda; Insecta; Lepidoptera; Pyralidae. The coding region runs from base 1 to 339 and encodes 112 amino acids. The transcript is spliced from 4 exons. Gene Ontology annotation, cellular component: extracellular matrix.
AUGUAUUCAAAGAUAGUAUUGUUUGCCGCGGUGCUGGUUUUCGUCUCAGCUCGCCCUCAAGAUGGACACAAAGAACAGCAUGAUCAUCACGUUGACUACUAUGCUAUUCCCAAAUACACUUACGAAUACAAAGUAGAGGACCCCCACACCCACGACAACAAGUACCAGCACGAGACCCGCGACCACGACGUCGUCAAGGGAGUGUACAGUCUGCACCAGCCCGAUGGUACAGUCAGAAUCGUCCACUACACCGCUGACAAGCACAAUGGAUUCCAAGCCGACGUGAAAUAUGAGGGCCACGCUAAACACAUUGUACCUGAACAUCAUCAUCAUCAUUAG